AUGGGGACUACAGGACUUCAGUUCACGUUAUGGCUCAUCUACCUGACGCUGCUGGUCAGCUCACUCACUCAGACUGGUAAUUCAUCUCACAUCGGCCGAGUGUGCACGACUUGGGGACACUAUCACUGGAAGACCUUUGAUGGAGAGUUCUUCCAGCUUGCCUCUACUUGUAACCAUGUUGUGGCAUCACAGUGUAAAGGCAGCUAUGAGAAUUUCAACAUCCAGAUGAGACGCAAAAUAGUCAACGACAUCCCUACUAUCAGCAAGAUCAUCAUCAAGCUGGAAGGUUCUGUGGUGGAGCUGUCCAGCAGUGCUGUGAUUUUCAAUGGCAAGACCGUGUCACUGCCAAUGGUCUCAUUCGGGGUGACUAUUAAGGGGUCCACAUCCAGUAUCAUUGUUGAAACUAAGCUGGGAAUCAGAUCUGUCUGGAACCUGGAUGACUCUCUGGAUCUUGAAAUAGAUGACAAAUACCAGAACCAGAUCUGUGGACUGUGUGGAGACUUUGACGGUGUAGCCAAUGAGUUGGUGAAAGACGGAGUUUCACUGUCUGUGUCAGACUAUGCUGAGGCCUACAAGGUGAAUGAGGCAACAGAGACCUGUGAGGAGCCUGAGCUCAACCCAGUCCUGAGCUGUGGAGAUAAGAAAUUCUGUGAGCAGUUCUUCUCCAGUGAUCCAUUCAGCAGUUGCCAAAACCUUCUGGAUUUGGAAUCCUUCAGUAAAGCCUGCAUGGCUGAUAUGUGCAACUCUAAAGACAACACUGACUCUGUCCUCUGUAAAACCAUCUCAGAGUUCUCCAGAGAGUGUGUCCAUGCAGGCGACAAAGAAUGUCCUUACAACAUGGAGUUCACAGAGUGUAGCAGCUCUUGUCCUGACAGCUGCUCCAACCCUCAGGCCAGCCAGACAUGUGACAGUCACUGCCAGGAUGGCUGCAGUUGCCCUGCUGGAACGGUCUUCGAUGAUAUCAGUAACACUGGCUGUAUUACAGCAGAGCAGUGUCCAUGUACACACAACGGCAAAGCCUAUAAGUCAGGAGAGUCUUACUCUUUCAACUGUAGAUCCUGUGUGUGUCAGAGUGGCCAAUGGAAAUGUACAGAGGAGAACUGUCCAGGAACCUGCUCUGUGGAGGGAGGAGCCCACAUCAACACCUUUGAUGGGAAAGUCUAUACCUUCCAUGGGGACUGCUCCUAUGUUAUGGCUAAGCAAAGUAAUGGCUCUGCAUACACUGUACUGGUGGAUCUGGUCAAGUGUGGUCUGGCUGACAGUAGGACCUGCCUCAGAGCUGUAACUCUGGCCUUAUACGGAAAUUCUGUGGUUCUGAAAAUUCAGGAAUCUGGGCAGGUCUAUGUGAACCAGAUUGUGUCUCAGCUUCCACUGUUUACACCUGAGCUGAGUGCCUUCAGGCCAUCAUCUUUCUACAUCGUCAUCAACACCAAGGUGGGCAUACAAAUGAUGGUCCAGCUGUCCCCCAUGAUGCAGGUCUUCAUCUCAGCUCACCCUUCACUCAAAGGAACCACCUCUGGUUUGUGUGGGAACUUCAACAACAAAAUGAGUGAUGAUUUCAGGGUGAUGAAUGGGCUGACGGAGGGUACUGCUGCAGCCUUUGCCAACACUUGGAAAACCAGAGCCAGUUGCCCUGAUGUCACCACACGCUUUGGACACCCCUGUAGCCAGGGCAUCAGCAAGGAGAGUUAUGCCCAGUACUGGUGCUCCAAGUUAACAGAUCCCAAGGGAGUGUUUGCUCGUUGCCACUCUGUCAUCAGUCCUGACAUAUACAAAGAUAACUGCAUGUAUGACAGCUGUAACUGUGAGAAAAGUGAGGACUGCAUGUGUACUGCAGUGUCCUCCUAUGUCUAUGCCUGUUCAGCAGCAGGAAUCCAUAUCACCGGCUGGAGGGCAACCAUCUGUGGUAAAUUCAGCACAUCUUGUCCUGCUGGAUCAGUGUAUGACUACAAAAUGACCUGCUGUGGUCGUACCUGCCAUUCCCUCAGUCAGGUUGACUACUCCUGCCAGACCAGCUUCACCACAGUGGAUGGCUGUGGCUGUGCCGAGGGAACCCAUAUGAACGAGGAAGGCCAGUGUGUGGCCAAGACAAGCUGUCCCUGCUAUGAUAAAGAUACCAUUAUUCCUGCUGGACAGGCUAUCACCAAAGAUGGCGCCACAUGCAUCUGCAGACAAGGAGCUCUCAGCUGCUCAGGAGGGAAACGACCACAAUCCUCUACAACAUGCAUUGCCCCCAUGGUUUACUUUGACUGCUCCACUGCUCAGCCUGGGACAACUGGGACUGAGUGUCAGAAGAGCUGCAACUCUCUGGACAUGGGUUGUAUCAGUACUGGCUGUAUAUCAGGCUGCAUGUGCCCUGAUGGCCUGGUGUCAGAUGGAUCAGGAGGUUGUAUCAAAGAGACCAACUGUCCAUGUCUGCACAAUGGACAGGUGUACCAGCCUGGACAGACGCUGACUGUGGACUGCAACACCUGCUAUUGCAGUGGCAAGACAUUCAGAUGUACCACCAAUGUGUGUGAUGCAGUUUGUGGGAUCUAUGGUGAUGGCCACUACACCACAUUUGAUGAUAAGAGGUUUGACUUCAAUGGACAGUGUGAAUAUACACUCCUCCAGGACUACUGUGGUUCUAGUCAGGGCAGUGGAAGCUUCCGAAUUAUCACUGAGAAUGUUCCAUGUGGGAGCACAGGAACCACCUGCUCCAAGACCAUCAAGAUUUUUGUUGGGGAUAAUGAAUUCCAGCUUAAAGAUGAGAACUUCCAGGUGGUAAAGGGCAGCAGCCAGGUGUUACCUUCUCAGUUACAGAAGAUGGGUAUUUAUCUGGUAUUGACAGUCAAACCAGGACUUGUGCUCAUGUGGGACCAGAAGACCAGUCUUUUUAUUAAACUCAGUCCAAAGUAUGAGGGUAAAGUAUGUGGUCUGUGUGGAAACUACGAUGGUAACAGUAAGAAUGACUUCACCACACGCUCCCAGGAGACAGUAGCAGAUGUUUUACAAUUUGGCAAUAGUUGGAAAGCUUCAUCCAGUUGCCCCAAUGCCCAACUCCUCACUGACCCCUGUGCUUCCAACCGCUACCGGGCAGCCUGGUCCCAGAAACAGUGUAGCAUCAUCACCAGUGCCACCUUCAAGAGCUGUCAUUCAAAGGUUGACCCAGGGCCAUUCUUCGAUUCUUGUGUGAGAGACUCUUGUGCUUGUGACACCGGUGGGGACUGUGAGUGUCUCUGCACUGCUGUGGCUGCCUACGCCAAAGUUUGUAAUGAAGCUGGAGCGUGUGUGAAAUGGAGAACUCCCAAGCUGUGCCCUAUUUUCUGUGACUACUAUAACUCCCCUAAUGGCUGUGAGUGGCACUACAAGCCUUGUGGCGCUGACUGCAUGAAGACAUGUAGGAAUCCAUCAGGAAACUGUUCCAACCUCAUCAAUGCCCUGGAAGGCUGCUAUCCACAGUGUCCACCAACCCAGCCAUUCUUUGAUGAAGACACAAUGAAGUGUGUCACCUGGGGCCAAUGUGGCUGCUAUGAUGACAAAGGCACCCAUUACAGCAUUGGAGAGAAGGUUCCGUCAGACGAAUGUACCACUUGCUCCUGCACAGUCUCUGGAAUAAGGUGCAACUACGAUGUGAACUUUUGCACAUGCUUCAUUAAUGGAAAAAUCUACAAAUAUGGGGCUACCGUCUACAACACAACGGAUGGAUUAGGACACUGCAUCACAGCUGUGUGUGGGCCAAAUGGCACCAUAAUCAGAAACAUCUUCCCAUGCUUAACCACUACCACUGCUGUCCCAACAACAACUCCCUUUAGAUUCAGUACAGCUAUAAAAACAACGCCAGUCCACUCCGUGUCCCACAACACCGAUACCCAGCACAACUGUACAUUCUACAGUGAUCAUCACCACUACAAAAUCAACCUUUUCUACCACCACAAGAAUUCCUACUUCCACUCCAUCAACAACUACCCUGGACUGCAGUGA
Scomber japonicus (chub mackerel) is the source of this 3963-nucleotide messenger RNA. Its product is annotated as mucin-5AC-like. Gene Ontology annotation, molecular function: protein binding. Lineage: Eukaryota; Metazoa; Chordata; Actinopteri; Scombriformes; Scombridae. Bases 1 to 3963 code for a protein of 1320 amino acids. The record is from RefSeq and is a predicted model, not a curated record. Gene Ontology annotation, cellular component: extracellular matrix. The transcript has 29 exons.